UGUGGAUAUUUUAGUUGCGCAUUGCGCCUUCUAUAGUACGGUUUGACUUUGAGAACAUUUUGCGGAGCGACAGAAAUGUUUAUCAACAUACUACGCCUUUGCGUUUUAGUGCUUUUCUGCACAGUGGUCAGAGCUGAAGGUAAUCACGAUGUCCAGCCGACAUUCAAAGCUUGUCCAUUAGAGAUCUCCUGCGGCAAAGUGAACGAAAGCAGCGCCAUCUGUCGUUGGGAUGAGCAAAAUAGCUGCAUAAGAAAAUACCCAUCCAAAUGUCAUAUGGAUGUUGCAGCCUGUAACGAGCGAACAACACUUAGCUUAGUUGUGGGCAUGGUCACAAAUCUGCCCAUGUCAUCAACAAGUCAGCCCAGCAGAGAACUACAGGAGAAACUAUAUCAACAAUGGCCAGGCGUGGAAGACGAACGAUUGGCCGAUGCUGAACUGGAUAAUGCUUAUGAACUGUACAAGCAUAAGACCAGAAAGCCUAAGAUUCUACAAGAUUCGCCGAAUGAUAUUUUGAGCGAGCCUCCAGCCAAACUUAAUUUAUGAAGAUGAAUCACAACUUCAACUACGUUCCAGCACUUACGGGUAUACAGUCAUUAUAGGUUAUGGUAAUAGAUAAGAAUAAAAAAAAAAGACAUAAAUAAAAUCAAAAUUAUGUACAAGCAUUUAUGGGUAAACAAUAUGGUAUUAAA
Drosophila montana is the source of this 689-nucleotide messenger RNA. RefSeq lists its product as uncharacterized. Lineage: Eukaryota; Metazoa; Arthropoda; Insecta; Diptera; Drosophilidae. The coding region runs from base 76 to 543 and encodes 155 amino acids. The transcript is spliced from 3 exons. The record is from RefSeq and is a predicted model, not a curated record.